AUGAACAACAACAAUACCUCACAGCGGAAACAUAACCUCGUAGAAACACACUUGCACCCCACACACACCGCCAACAAUAGCAAUAACAGCAAUGACGACACUGAUCAGCAUCUUGUCAAGAGAACAAGACGCACCUUCUCUCUCAAACGACCCUCCUCGCUCUCACCUUCCCCUACAACCACAACUAUCAUUUCUGCCGAUACCACACAGCAGCAGCAUGCUACAAAACCGACACCAACAACAGCAACAAUUGAGCAGAGCCUCGCUGACACAGUCAACCCCUCUUCGAGCAACCUCCGCUCUUCGUCUCGCCACCUCCACCUCCUCAUUCCUCAACAGGACUCUGCAGCAUCAUGGAGUCAGUCGGAUUCAGAAAGAGAGAGCACCAAUAACUGCAUACUCUCCAUUCCAGAUUGCGACAGUGAAAAAGAGCGUGCUCUUCAGGAGACUAGCGCCACCACCACCACAACCUCAAAAGCGACAACAACAACAACAACAACAACAACAACAACAACAACAACAGCAACUGCUACGGCAACGCAACCCAUUGUUCAACUUCAAUGUGUCGCUUCAGAGGAGGAGGAUGACUUUGAGACCCCUUUCGUUCUCCCGACGACGACUACCAGCCCAAACGCAAAGGCUAUCCACCAUAUCAAUACGCCACCAACAGCAAAUGAACUCGCUGUCCAAGGUGCUAGAGGUUCUUCAGCUGUAGUAGUCGGUGAGCCAAGCAUUGACGCCACCAACAUCAAUAACGACAACAAUCUCCCAGAGGACCCUAUGCAUGACCCUGACUGUGACGAAGAUCCGAUCGAUAACGACGAUUUCGAGCUUGACGAGAUCCAAGAUUGGGAUACUUUUGAGGACAUCAAUCCAACAGCAGCAGCAAUACCAACUGAUCCUGUACCAGAGAAUGCAUGUCCUGUCUGUGGAUUAAACUUGUCCGGUCUAGACACUAUGACACCAGGUGCACAUGUGAAUCGAUGCCUCGAUGGGUCCUUGACGGAGCCGGAACAGCACGCACCAACUACUUCCACGACAUCUACGACCGUGGUUGUUACAAGUAAACCACAAGCGUCAAGAAACCCACUGGCCAACAUCAUUGGUACGAUCCGCACCGCCAUCACUAAUUUUCCAUCCUACCCCCCACAACAACCACAACCACAACAACAACCCAGCGGCAACGGCGGCAGCAUCAGCAUCAAGCAUGUAGGUCCGUCUAAACAGCCCAACGGCAAAAAGGCAGGCGGAAAUUUCAAGCCUAAGGCUCCUCGGCCAUGCCCCUUUUACAAGAAAAUGCCUGACACUGGUUUCACGGUGGAUGCGUUCUGUUAUGGGAAGGUGGAGGGUUGCGACGCCUAUUUUCUCUCUCACUUUCACUCGGAUCAUUACGGCGGUCUGACAUCAACCUGGAACCACGGACCUAUUUACUGCUCCAGCAUCACUGCCAACCUCGUCAUUACUCGACUCAAGGUCGACGAACAGUACGUCAAGCGUCUCCCUAUGUAUGAGCCCACAGUCGUCGACGGAGUGACCGUCCGGCUCAUGGAUGCGAACCACUGCCCAGGAUCGGUCCUCUUUGUCUUUGAUCUUCACAACCCGAAACGGCGCUAUCUCCAUACAGGGGAUUUUCGAGCAUCACCCGACAUGAUCAUCGACCCCAUCCUUCGCCAACCGCAAAACGUGCCUAUCGACAUUGUCUAUCUCGACACGACCUACAGCAACCCACGGUACACAUUUCCACCACAAGACGUCGUCAUUCGGGAGACCGCUCGCCUCAUCUGCAACGAAGUUGGAAUCCAAACCAACAACCAACCUGCGGAUGCUAUGGCAGCGGCGCCUAUUGUCAAGGUCAUCAAGCGGGUGAACUUGAUGGAGAGUUGGCUGAAGAAGGAGACUGGGAACAGUGAGAAGCUGUUGUCAAUGUCGGUCAAGUCUUCGCAGAUCGUGAAAUCCAAGCAAGCAUGGAAGGAGCCAGCGGAGAAGAACAGGAUCGUGAUCUGUGUGGGAACGUACUUGAUUGGCAAGGAGCGGGUCUUCAAAGCCAUCGCCAAGGCCAUCAACAGCAAGGUCUAUGUCCAGCCGCACAAGUUGCAGAUCCUGCAGUGUUUGGAGGAUCCCGAGUUGAUGGCCAUGCUCACGAGUGAUAGGCAUGAGGCUCAAGUCCACUUGCUGCAUAUGGGGUCGCACAUGUCGCCGGAGGCACUACAAGACUACCUGGAUUCGCUGGCGCCGACGUUUGUGCGGUUGAUUGCUGUCAGACCGACAGGGUGGACGUUUACGGGCAACAAAAAAUUUACGCCCGCCAACGAUAAUGGCCCAUCAUCAACAGAGAUGCCUGCACGGCCUCCUACGACUCUCGAACUUCGACCUAGCUACACGUCGGCAACGGUCAAGAUAUACCCUGUUCCGUACUCGGAACAUUCGAGCUUCAGUGAACUUGCAGGGUUCUGUCGGUCCCUCAAUAUCCACAAGGUUAUUCCUACAGUCGGUGUUGGCAGUGAGCAGGGGCGGCAUACCAUGAACGAGUGGUUCAAGCGCUGGGAGCAAGAACGGCGGCAGGGUAUCGGAUGGGACUAG
Molecule: messenger RNA, 2580 nt
Organism: Linnemannia hyalina
Lineage: Eukaryota; Fungi; Mortierellomycota; Mortierellomycetes; Mortierellales; Mortierellaceae
Source: the annotation of a GenBank genome assembly